GUGAAGUCAUCUUAGUUUUAGCUCAGUACAGAAGUUUUUUUUAUAUUUUAUUUUUAGUAUAAUUACAGCUCCCUGUCUGAAGUAGGGGUAAACGUUUCGUGAGUAAUGAAGAAAACGGUGCUCCAACGACAGAAGAUGUGAAUGGGGAAUUUCAAUAUUCGCUCAAUUUGGAUUACGAUUGUAUUGCAACAUGUACUUCAAGGAUCAAGAGCAGGUGAGGAAAAUUAUUUAUAAACAACUCACCUGCAAACCAUUUAAGAAAUACGUUUUCAUGUAGCCUACAGUAUUUUGAAGGAGUAUAAAAUCAAUUUGUGAUCAGUUGGACUGAAUAAUGUAAUUUUAAAAGGCUACUCACUCAUGAAUUAUGGCAAUGAAACUGCUUUUUAGAUACUUUUCUGAGGUGACAGUCAUAGCAAAUCUUAGGUUCAAAUCUAUUUCUGUCUAGCAAUAACUGCUGUAUCAGAAAUCAAUAUGUUUGUGUGUGAGUAUGCUGAGUUGUGUUAUGUUACUGUACCAAAAGUGGUCUACAGUGCCUUAUCUAUGGACUAGAUGUGGGUCAAACGUUACACACGCCCUCAUAUUACAGGUGUUUUAUUUGGGCUGACAGCACAGGACUGUGGCUCAUUGUAGCUGAGGUUCCCUGAAACUAUUUUCUCCCUCAGAGUAGUAUGACCAUGUAUAGGCUAGAUUCAUUGCAGCGGCUAAAAUAAAUAAAUAAUCAAAAAUCCCAGACCAAUUUAAAAUAUCUCAGACUUAAAGGUCACUUAUCUGGCCUUUGGGUUCUAAAGCAUAACUUCACUCAAAGUCGGCUGAUCAGUCUCCCACCAUGAUCCUCAUCUAAAGCAUGCAGAUCUUUGUGGUCCUCUGUAGUUCAAUUGGUAGAGCAUGGCGCUUGUAACGCCAGGGUAGUGGGUUCGAUCCCCGGGACCACCCAUACGUAAAAAUGUAUGCGCACAUGACUAGGUCGCUUUGGAUAAAAGCGUCUGCUAAAUGGCAUAUUAUUAUUAUUUGAGAAAUUGUCAGGUAUCAGCUUUUUACCCUGGACCAUGUUGCUAUGAAGAGUGUCUAUGAUUUAUGUGAUGCUGAGGCCUGAUAUAUGACAGCUCUCCUCUGGCAACCCAUGCCAUAUCCACUACACAGUACCCUACAUCAGAGCCAGCCUCCUUUCAACGUUUGCCUGGUCUUCUUGGCUGUGCUACUGGUGAAACAGGUUACCUCAUUAAAGCUUAUGCAAGUGCACUAAAGAGGGUUGUAGUGGCACACCUCCAAAAUAUGAUUAGUCAAGAUUGGAUCAUCUCUCGAGACAUAGCAGAGCAUAGAACUCAGUGUGGCCUUAGAAUACAACAUUUAUAUUUUGUUCAGAGGUGUAAAUAAUCCCAUCGUUUUAUACAGAAAAAGCCUACAAGCCCUCCCACCCAUUCAGUGUGAGGAGCAGUCUAUGGAACAUUUUCACUGACGGCGUGUUGGGGCCUGUAAUCUGGAAAAGACUGUCGGAGUCUGGAAGAAUGAAAGCGAAAGACUGACAGGUCUUAGAGAGAAACAUGCAUAACAACAGAUAUGGCAAGAGGGAUGGCCCAGUUGCCUUUAUUUGUUUUACCCCUCUGCUAUAAGAGGUGUGUUAUUGACAUCUCAUGGACCAACUGUAAAAAGGAAUUAGGUUAGUAUCCCUUUUUUCGACACAGGCUAGUGAGGCCACAAUGACGAUUUGGCUGUAGUGAAUGACCAUUAUGUGAAAUGAGUUAGCUGAGAGGUUCCUUGUGCUCCAUGCUGACUGGCACAUGCCUGGCAGACCACUGCAGUGAGGUGGGGAGGAGGACCAGACCCUGUAUCACUAGAUAGAGAUGUCACAUUGUUCCUCUUCAUUACCCUGUGUUUUAGGAUGGUAUUGAGCUGCAGGAGAGAAACAGGGAUGGCUUUGACAAUACCAUGGAGGCAUUACUCCCAACUCUGGUAAGACACAACACAACACACACCAUCUAUUUAUAUCACUGCAUUCGUAACUUAGAGACCAUACAUAGUCAUACAGGUGAUAAUUAAUCAACCUGUUUGUAUGACACAGUACCUAGAAUACAGAAAGCCUUGUGUAUGUUUCCCACAGCACCAGCAGAGGACAUAUGAUUAUGUUUUAGUUGCUGACAAAGUUGAGGAGCAGGAAAACCCAACAUUUCUGAAGCAGAUCGCUUUUAUUGACCGCCUGAGGAAGAAAAACAUGAAAGUGACAGUGAGUUUGUUGCUUGAUUGAAUCACGCUUAAAUUCCAUAUGGAGCAAUGUCGAGGAAAUGUUACUUUACUGGGAUGUGUCCAACUGUAGAGAAUGGGUGAAAGUUAAACUGUAACAUCAUGGCCAAUCUUCCCAAAAUGAUCAAAUUUCUCCUGGUUCAAUGCUCAUCAUGAACUUUGCCUGUUUUUGUGUCAGAAAAUCCUUCAUGAUGACAAGGUGUUUUAUGGUGUCCGGGCCCCGAAGGAGACCUUUGACAAGUACAGGUACCUACUAAAAGUGUCUGAUGCUUGCAACUGGAGCGGCGACCGGAAGAGUGUCAGGAUCCCUCACUCAACCAGGUGAGACACAUUGAACUCUCACUCUUGCCAUUCCAUAUGCAAAUAACGUUCACUUCCAACAUGUCCUCUUACCUUGUUCCUGUUUUUCGUUCAGGAUCAGAGUAGUGCAUUACAUCCUACACCACACCCAUAUCAACACAGGAGGUAAGUGAAGCGCUCCCUCCAGAUGUCUAUACAUCCAUUGAUCUCUUUAACAACAUAUUUGUCCCUGACCUCAAUUGUUCGGCACUUCUAACCCUCCUUUUCAUUUCAACACAACAGAGAACCUCAGAGAGCUCCAGGAGAAGGGGGUCUUUGAGGCCACGUUCUGCCUGCAUGAGGUAAAAAAAAACAUCUCCUCAAUUAUUCGUAUACCUGAUUACUUAUUCAAUUUUGAGGGGCAUUGUAGCUGUUUAUGCCUUGUAUGAUCAUAAGUAGCCCAUAUGAAAUUCAUUGAUGUGAAAUACAUCUACUGUAGGAGCCUCUUUCUGUUUUUAUAGAGGAGCAAGCAAAAGAUGUUGAAACAAAAGUGGGCACGAUGGUCUGCUCUCUUUACCGCCCAGCCUGUCGAUGAUGUCAGGUAAGACCUUCUGUAUAUCCUGCUGUGUUUCUGUGCCUUUUGGUUUCACAGUGGCCUUUCUCAAUUGGAUUUGCUCAACUCCUGCAUCCUCUCAACUCCGUCCUCUCUGGCCUCCUUUUGAAAAAGGUCAUAGGUAAUCGAGGAGAGGCGGCGAGAAGGGGGAAAGUGGACGAAAUUGUGCUUGUAUGAAAUUAGACUUCUCCUCCGAUCGCACGUGAACGAAUGUAGCUAGCUAGUUGUGCAAGACAUGUUAUAGAUAAAUGUUUGCAUGCUUUUCUCCUUCAAGAAAACAAUAGCUGAUUCAAAGAGGGUGUGGGAGAUUUCAAAACCCUUCCGCGAAGGACUCGUGUAGGAUUCACUUCUGCUUCCACACCAAAAGGAGGCUUUCAAAGCAAUUAACUCUGUUACCAGGAAGUAUGCCAGCUCGUGGUUUUAUCCACAUAGAACAUUGGGUUUGCCGAUGCAGCCAAAUGUGAUGUGCUUAUCUAAAGCAGGGUUUCCCAAACUCGGUCCUGGGGCCCCCCUGGGUGCACAUUUUGGUUUUUGCCCUAGCACCACACAGCUGAUUUAAAAUAACCAACUCAUCAAGCUUUGUUUGAAUCAGCUAAGAACAGCCCUUAGCUGUGGUAUAUUGGCCAUAUACCACACCCCCGCAUGGCUUAUUGCUUAAAUAUACAGCAUGCAUAUAGGAAUACAACAUGUCAUUUACCUCAGUGGCGUGAAAGGGAAAUUAUCAAGAUGACACUAAACUGUGAAACUAAACUCCAUGUUAAUGAAUAAAUAAAAAACCUGGAAACCUACUAAGGGGUGUUAACUGAAUAGGAAUGUCCUUUUUCUGGUUUGAAUUUGAGCAUGCAAACUGAAAUGUAUCUGUAUCUGUCAGGAGUUACUUUGGAGAGAAGGUGGCUCUGUAUUACCUGUGGUUGGGCUGGUACACCAUCCUGCUGGUCCCUGCAGCCCUUCUGGGUGUGAUUGUGUUCCUGUAUGCACUGGCUUUCUUCAACACCAGCCCCCUCAUGUGAGAUGACAGACCCACUGAGCCAAACUCUUUAUUAAGCUGAUUGAUGCUGACAUUUUAGUAUGAAGAAAAAAUAGGUUACAUGGAGUUGCUCCUCUUUAAAACUCUCAUGUGUUUCUGAAGGUGCAUUGUGUGUCUUCAUAUUACAGAAAGGAGGUCUGUGAGUCUGACACCGUUAUGUGCCCGAGGUGUGACAAAUGGUGUCAAGUAUGGCAGCUGCGUGACACCUGUACCUACGCCAAGGUAACUCAUGUCAUUCUACCAUACUGCAUUGCAAACUUUACUAUUUAAAAAAUAGUUCAUAAAGUUUAUGUUCAAAAUGUGUCUUGUGUGCAGAUGAGUCAUCUGUUUGACAAUGAGGGGACGGUGGCCUUUGCUAUGUUCAUGGCAGUCUGGGGUAAGUCUCCACAGGAUAAAACUGAUUAAUUCCAUCCAUUACAUUUUUAAUUCAGAUAAAUCUUGACUUUGUCAUGACUUGUGUCCUUUAAAUUUUUCCAGCUACCAUUUUUCUGGAGCUGUGGAAGAGACACAAAGCAACGUUUGUGUCCAAAUGGAAAGUCUUUGACUGGUGUGAGGAAGAGGUACGGCUUCACUUAGGCUUAAGAAACCAUUAUAUGUCUGGAUAUACUGUACACUAUAGGAUGGUUUUAGCAUGAUUUAGGUUGUCUGUUACUCAAUGAUAUUACCCAAUCAUAUACUCUUUCAAAUAACAAAAACAAUGUCCCGUUGAUUACUGUCAUCUUAUGGUAGGGACCCAUUGUGUGAUUAAUAUGACCUCAGAUGCUGUGGUAUAAUCCUGAAUAUUGUUCCAUCUGGCCUGCAGGAGGAGCUCAUCCUGGGAGUAGUGAAUGAUCCAGACUGCCAUCCCAAAGAGUUCCGCCAUUCUUAUCUGCGCAGCACUCUAGUCCUUGUCCUGGUCACUCUCAUGGUCAGUCCCAGUCAGUCACUCAGUGCCAUAUUGCAUAACAUAUGUAGCAGUUUUCAUCCUGGGCCAUACCUGUGCUUAGCUCAGGUUCAGUCAAUGUUGUUCUCUCACUGUGUGUGUGUUCUCUUACCAGUUGGUUCUGAUCAUCGGGCUGACCCAGGCUCUGGUGGUGUUCCGUGUGGUUGCUACUGUGCUGUUGUCAGAGGGAACAUGGGAGUUUGUAAGGGACCAUGCCAACACUGUAGCAGUAAUGCUGGGUGCUGUACUACACUACAUCACCAUGCAAGUUAUGACCAGAGUAAGUUUAGCUUCAACCAGCAACCUUUGUCAUGUAGACCUGCACAGUCCCUAACUCUUCUCCUCUCUUACCCGGAUAGAUCAACAAGGCGGUGGCCUUCAAGCUGUGUGAGAUAGGUGAGUCUGAAGAGGAACAUCUUUAUUUGGAUGAGCAGAACAUAUGUUUGCAUUGAACAUUUUCAUUUACAAUCAAGCAUGUACAUGUUCAUCUCUGUUAUUCUAUCAGAUGGAAUUGUACAUAGCAAAGUGAGUCAGUGAAUUAAGUUAAUGUUGCUGCUCUUGCCUGCAGAGAAGACACAGUCAUUUGCGGCCACUGAGAGGAGCUUCACUGUCAAGAUGUUUACCUUCCAGUUCUUCACCCUCUUCUCCUCACUCAUAUAUGUGGCAUUUUUCCUGGGCAGGUACGGAGUGCAAUGUGUGUGUGCAUGUGUGUAGUGUUAAUAUUUGUCUCAGGCUGACAGUAUAUGGCCUAGAGAUUGCAGACUAGCCUAAAACCAAGGGGAAAACAGUUGGUAAGGUACUGCUCUGUGUCAGCUGUCAUGGGCAGCCUAGCUGUAUGGAGAAUGUGCUUUCUGUAUCCACAAGUGUCCAUGUAUCUGUGAUCCUUCAAAUGUUUGAAUCCUGAACUGUAAAUGUGUAAGUAUUAUACAUGUUUAUGCAUAUGUGCUUACAUUUAAUGAAUCUAACACGCUGUUCUUGUGCAUAGGAUAAACGGUCGCCCAGGUAGCUAUGUUCGUAUUUCUGGUAAAUGGAGAUUGGAGGAGGUGGGUGUCUCAUCGCUAUUUAAAAAAAGUAUUACUUAACAUGGGAUUAUGAUACGGUUGAACGGUUUGGAGUGUCUUUGUAAUGUUACCAUCUCUGCCUUUUCCUGUCCUUGCCAGUGUCAUCCCAGUGGCUGCCUCACUGACCUCUUCAUUCAAAUGGCCAUCAUCAUGUUGCUCAAACAGACACUGAAUAACAUCUUUGAGUUUACUGUGCCGUAAGUACAGUAUAUAGCUAUGCUUAUCUACCUGCUUAACAUAGAUACAUUCUGCGAAAAUGAAUAGGUGGAUUUUUUUUCUCACCUUUAUUUAACCAGGUAAGCCAGUUGAGAACAAGUUCUCAUUUACAACUGCGACCUGGCCAAGAUAAAGCAUAAAUAAUAAGCCCUUUGAUGUGUUGAAUAAGCUUUUGGUAACGCAAAUAAACGUUUGACUGUCACAGUCAGAUGAUAAAACCUCAUGCAAAUAUUAAUUAUAGUUAAUGAAUUGAAUGAAUUAUAAUGAAUUGAAUUAGACAUCCAAAGUGGAGCAUCAUACUUUCUCACUUUAGGAUGUCCUAUGUCAUUGUGCAGCUGGUUAAAGAGUUACUUCAGAAGGACUACAACUGAGAAGCUGGAGAGGAAGUGUGGCCACUGCUACAAAAAGGCAUGUCACGAAGAGGAGAAGAGGGGCCAUGACCCAUGUGAUAUCUGCAAGCUGCGGGAUUGGCUGCGCAACUACGAUCUGAAUGACGUCAACUCUUUCAGUCUCUUCAAUGAGUUUCUGGAAAUGGGUGCGUCACAUGACCAAGUCUCAUUGUCUCUCUAAGUCCCACGUCUUCAUUUAUUUCACCGAAGUGAUUCUCUCUAUCUCUCUCUUACACUGUAAUUCAUGGUCUGUUUUAUGUUAAAUGAUUCUGCCCAGUUGUUUUUAUUGACUUCCCAAUCCCCUGUAUUGAAUGUAGAAUCUCUGUUGCGUUAUUACACUCUUCUCUCCAUGCAGUUGUUCAGUACAGUUUCACCACCAUCUUUGUGGCGGCCUUCCCUCUGGCCCCUCUACUGGCUCUCAUCAACAACAUCUUUGAGAUCCGUCUGGAUGCCAUCAAGAUGGUCAGCUUGGAACGUAGAUUAGUCCCCAAGAAAACCAAUGAUAUUGGUGAGUUAAAACAGUAUAUGUAAAAGCUUGUGCGUCCCUGGUAAACUCCUCACCAUGUUUAUGUUUCUGCUUGUAUGUAUUUGUGCUCAUCCCAUAAUAUGAUUCCUCAGGUAUAUGGACCAAGGUUCUGGAAGCUAUUGGUGUUCUGGCUGUCAUUGCCAAUGGGCUAGUCAUUGGGGUGUCCUCAGACUUCAUCCCUCGGCUGGUCUACCGCUACCACUACGGACCCUGUGCCAACGGGGAAGCUGAUGUACAGUAAGUUCUACUGUAGCACCUUGUGCAGUGACUGGUGCAUGGGUUGAACCUAGAGUAGACCAUUCACAGAGCAUGGUCUGGAGUCUUAAAGCAAUGAAUGCCAUAGUAAUAAUGUUGAUAAUGUCAUCUGAUAGAAAGACUAUAUUCGCUACUGUCUCUCUCUAUUGAAACUGUUCCAAAGGCUUUGUAAGGCAGAUCGAGUUAAACAUUUCCCUAGUUUAGUCUUUAUUGGCGUAAGUAACCAUGCUGCCCUCAUGUGGGCAAAUGGGUUUAUUUGCAUAUGAAACAAAGCACUGUGGGUAACCUCUGGUGGCAGAUGUCAAAGACAUCCUAAAGUUGUAAUAAUACUGACUCGCCAUGUUACCAUGUGACUAUUUGUUUGCCCUUCAAGCUGUUUGUGAAAAAGGCUCUCAGUUUAGUUCUGUUUCCAAAUUCCCAGACAAUUGGAUAUGGAAAUGUAUUUCCAAUAUGAUUUUGCAUAAGCAAGCUGUCUUGUACCUACAAAAGUUGUAUGCUUUUAAAUGAAUGUUUUGUGUUGAUUUGUGGGCCAUAAUUUUUUGGGUUCUCUAAACGGUUAGCUGCAUAAAACUUCAUGAGUUGGAGAAGGGUACUGCAGGUUUGCUUUUAUAUGACCAUAAUCCCUUUUUUCCCUCUUAUAGCUGUAUGAAGGGCUAUAUCAACGACACCCUAUCCACUGCUCAUAUAACAGACCUGAACGUGCGUAAGGACUUUUCCCCCAGUCAACUGAUCACAGAGAGCGGCUUCAAUGUUACACAAUGCAGGUGGGCAUCUGUGAGGCACAACUAGGUCAAUACUACCACUACGGAAGCCACUAUUUACCAAAGCCUGGCUCAACCCUACAGCCCAUCUCUUAAUAUUUUAUAACUGAGUGUUUGUAUAAUCAGAAACCAAAGCAACCAAUUAUCCCCAGGCAUCCAUACAUGUAGCUACAGUCUAUACAGUCACAAAGAGAAAGCAACCCAGUCCAGUGAUACCAAUAGUUGUUGAGAGAAAUUGGUAGUUGGGGGAGACUGUUGAUUGUGAAACUGGUGUGUGUUUCCAGCUAUAAAGACUACAGAAGUGAUGUUGACUACAGCCUCACUUCCCAGUUCUGGUUCAUCAUGGCUGUACGCUUUGCCUUCGUCGUCCUAUUUGAGGUACGUCUUUCUUUGCAUCUGUGAUUUUGGCACAUAAGGAAUCACUGAAUUCCAUGUUAUUGAUUUUAAUUAAGCUCUGCACCCACAAUAAAAUCAGACAUGAUUUAAAGUGCAUUUAAAAUUGUGACACACUUUACAAUAAAACUAAAGAUGUAAAAGCAAACAUAAAGGAUGUCUAAAACAAUAAAAUCACUUAUUAAAGGCCAAGCUAAAAAGGUGGGUUUAGGGUUUUGUCAAAACCUUAUCCUUGCAACUCCAAAUGGCCAUUGAGCAAUGCCAAAUAUCAUGGAUUUGAUUCAACAAGCCUGUCUGUCUCUCACCUCUCUCUGUAGCAUGUAGUGGUCAUCUUUAAAUUCAUUGCUGCCUGGUUCGUGCCUGACUCCCCCAUGUUGGUGAAGAACCACAGACUGAAGGAUAAACUCAGGAGACUCAAAGAGGAACUACAGUGAGUUUAAACAUACUGUAUGAUUAUAGACUACCACAAUAUUCCUUGUAUGAACAUGUAUUAUAAAGUGUUGCCGUACUUCAGCUGCAUGGAACUUAUUAUCACCAUAGUGUGAAUAGCUAUUUCCAUGAUCUGAUUAAAACAAAUGGUUGUGUGUGUUGACAGGGAUAUGAAGUACAGCCAGUCCACAGAUGUGUGAUGACCGCGACGGAGGGACAUCCUGAGACAUGACCAGCAUGACACAUGACUUUGAAGACUUGAAAAAAGACUAAUUAAAAGUGAUGCUCUCUGCACUGACCUGAGAUCAGCAUCUUACAGUAUAGCUAGUGCCUGGUCGUUAUGAGAGGUAGGACAGCCCCAUCUCCCAACACCUCUGAGUUUUCCCCCACACGGUCAACACGCUAUUUAUAUCGGUGUGAUUAUUGGUCACUCGUGGCGCAUGCAAACGUAUCUUGAUAGCCGAAUCGGGGCGACGAGGUUCUACGGAGAUCAGACUGCUCCAAACUCUAUUUCACAUAUAAGCAAGGGUACCCCAAUAUAAAUGAACCAAUAGACUGACAGACUGACCCCAGAUGCCAAACCACCACUGUGGUUCAUAAGAAGAGGUCUAUAACAUUGUAUUUUCUUGAAUGACGGAUGACCCAUACAGUCUACCUAGUAGUAGCCUCUGCUGAGUCCCCAACAACCAGAUGUUCCAGUUUUCAGGGGAAAUGGAAAGAGA
Molecule: messenger RNA, 9831 nt
Organism: Coregonus sp. 'balchen'
Lineage: Eukaryota; Metazoa; Chordata; Actinopteri; Salmoniformes; Salmonidae
Source: the annotation of a GenBank genome assembly